GCACCUUUUAAUUCAGCGACAAAAGAAAAAAGACCUACAACUUCCCUUGUUUUCCCCCCAAUCUUUUGCACUAAUAACAACGUUGAAUCCAUCACCUCUCCAAUCACCAAUUAUUCGCAAAAGUGACCCCUUUCCUCUUCUGUUUGGGUUUUGUUGUUUCCCAACCUAAUCGAAACCUCCCUCCUAUUGGUCGAUCUGGGGAAAAGAGUCCUCAGAUUUUACACAGCAUCUGUACCAACGCAGAUCUCCGAAUCCAACGGCGUGAUUACGUAAAUAAAACCAACGACCUCUCUAUUUUGCUCAAGUCAACUCCUCUCUUCCAAUUUCUACCCCUUCUUGUUUGCUACAAGAAGCUCUUCAUAAUACUAUCCCCCCAAUGGCUGAGGAUAAUAAAGUUCCAGUUAGGCUUGAGGGCAAGUAUGCUGCAAUGCUAGUGUGUUGGCUUUUGGGCAAUGGGUGCCUCUUUUCUUGGAACAGUAUGUUAACUAUUGAGGACUAUUAUGUCUACCUAUUUCCGGAUUACCACCCCUCCAGGGUCCUUACCCUCAUAUAUCAACCAUUUGCACUAGGAACACUUGCAAUACUGGCUUACAAUGAGGCGAAAAUGAAUACGAGGAAAAGAAAUCUUUUUGGAUAUAGUCUUUUCUUCAUCAGUACACUCUUAGUUCUUGUUUUGGAUUUAGCUACAUCUGGUAAGGGAGGGCUAGGAACUUUUAUUGGAAUAUGUGCUAUCAGUGGUGCCUUUGGAGUUGCAGAUGCCCAUGUUCAAGGUGGAAUGAUUGGAGACCUUGCAUAUAUGUUACCUGAAUUCAUACAGUCUUUCCUCGCUGGACUGGCUGCAUCUGGUGUUCUAACAUCCGCGUUGAGGUUAAUUACCAAAGCAGCAUUUGAGAAUUCAAAGGAUGGUCUACGAAAUGGUGCAAUUCUGUUCUUCUCUGUAUCUACAUUCUUUGAGCUGCUUUGUGUCCUCCUAUAUGCAUUUGUCUUCCCAAAGCUGCCGAUAGUGAAGUACUAUCGCUCAAAAGCAGCUUCAGAGGGAUCAAAGACUGUUGCGGGUGACCUUGCUGCAGGGGGAAUUUACAAACAAGAAGGAUCAGAAAUAAAGAGUAAGCAUGGUCCUGAACAUGUGGAGCGACUUAACAACAAACAAUUGUUAUUGCAGAACAUAGACUAUGCAAUAGAUUUGUUUCUGAUAUAUGCUCUAACAUUAUCAAUUUUCCCGGGAUUCUUGUCUGAGGAUACUGGAUCUCACAGCUUAGGAUCAUGGUAUGCACUUGUCCUUAUUGCGAUGUAUAACGUGUGGGAUCUCAUAGGAAGAUAUGUGCCACUAAUCAAAUGCUUAAAACUGGAAUCGCGGAACGGACUCAUGUUGGUGAUUCUCUCGCGUUUUCUACUUAUCCCUGCCUUCUACUUCACAGCCAAAUAUGGUGAUCAGGGCUGGAUGAUUAUGCUCACAUCGUUCUUGGGACUAAGUAACGGCUACCUCACAGUCUGUGUCCUCACUUCUGCACCAAAAGGUUACAAGGGACCAGAGCAGAAUGCCUUGGGAAAUAUUCUAGUGUUGUUUCUUUUAGGAGGCAUAUUUGCUGGUGUAACUCUAGAUUGGUUGUGGCUUAUAGGCAAAGGUUGGUAAGUAUCAUAUUAGCUACUUUUCAAAGUUGAGAUUUUCUCUUGUCAUUUAGUCUCAAUAGAGAUGUCUCUCAUCUAAUUUCAUCCAAUGUAUAGCCAUGAUACUAUGUAAAGGUUGGUUGAUUUCGUUGGGCAUUGAUUUGUCAUUCGUUCUUAAGGUUAUAGUUCUGUUGAUUAUCAUUAAAUGGAUGGAAUUAUGGUAGACCUAUUUUCAGAUAACUGAACCUUUUAUGCAUUUUAUUUUUAAUUUUCCUUUAAUGGAGUGGAAUGACCGAGAAAAGUUGCUUGAUCGA
Molecule: messenger RNA, 1922 nt
Organism: Nicotiana attenuata
Lineage: Eukaryota; Viridiplantae; Streptophyta; Magnoliopsida; Solanales; Solanaceae
Product: equilibrative nucleotide transporter 3-like
Exons: 11
Coding region: 377-1633 (418 amino acids)
Biological process (GO): nucleoside transmembrane transport
Cellular component (GO): plasma membrane
Molecular function (GO): nucleoside transmembrane transporter activity
Source: RefSeq, a predicted model, not a curated record